AAGACAGCUGAUCACCCUAAAUAUGUGGACAUGAUCAAGGCUGCUAUCGCUACCCUAAAGGAACGCGGUGGUUCAUCUCGCCAAGCUAUUACAAAAUAUAUUCAUGCAAAUUACAAAGUUGCUGAAAACUCAGAUCAUCAUCUGAAAAUGGCUCUUAAACGAGGAGUAACAUCAGGCGAUUUGAUUCAAACUAAAGGCACUGGUGCUUCUGGAUCAUUCAAGCUAGGUCAGGUAAAAAAAGAAAAACCUAAGAAAAAGGCCGCAGCAAAAAAGCCAACGGCAAAGAAGCCUACUGCAAAGAAAAGUACACCAAAAAAGAAGCCAGCAAAGAAGAGCACGCCAAAGAAAGUAGCAAAGAAGCCUGCCACAAAGAAAGCCUCGGCUAAGAAACCAGCAGCUAAGAAACCCACAAAGAAGCCUGUUGCUAAAAAACCUGCAGCAAAGAAGGUCAAAAAGACUCCCAAAAAGGCAGCAAAGAAGACCGCAAAAAAAUAAUUUGUGUGUAUCUGGCUAUUACAUUAACAAACGGCUAUUUUUAUAGCCACACAUUUACAAAAAAACAUUAUCUUGGUACAAAGUUAAACUUGUUUAAGUCACUUAAACAGUUAAAAAAGAGUAAAUUUAAGAUUAGAUUCCCUAAGUUUAAGUAUUUUCGUUUUUAAA
Messenger RNA from Hydractinia symbiolongicarpus, 663 nucleotides. RefSeq names its product histone H1-delta-like. The annotation marks the transcript as partial. Gene Ontology annotation, cellular component: nucleosome; nucleus. Gene Ontology annotation, molecular function: double-stranded DNA binding; structural constituent of chromatin; nucleosomal DNA binding. Lineage: Eukaryota; Metazoa; Cnidaria; Hydrozoa; Anthoathecata; Hydractiniidae. The record is from RefSeq and is a predicted model, not a curated record. Gene Ontology annotation, biological process: chromosome condensation; negative regulation of DNA recombination; nucleosome assembly. The transcript has a single exon.